This is a messenger RNA of Vespula vulgaris, 1195 nucleotides long. RefSeq names its product NADH dehydrogenase [ubiquinone] iron-sulfur protein 4, mitochondrial (gene ND-18). The coding region runs from base 507 to 1070 and encodes 187 amino acids. Gene Ontology annotation, biological process: electron transport chain. The transcript has 3 exons. The record is from RefSeq and is a predicted model, not a curated record. NCBI's taxonomy places the organism in Eukaryota, Metazoa, Arthropoda, Insecta, Hymenoptera, Vespidae.
UCAGUCAGUUUUCCAUUUUUCUUUUUUUUUUGAAUACCCGAAAUCGAUCGAUUAUGUAUUAAUUAGAAUCGUUAGAAAGGUUAUUAUCGAUUUUAUUCUCUCUUAUUUUCUCUACUUUAUACACGAACGCUCUCUUUUUUCUUUUUUUUUUUUCUUUUUCUUUAUACAUAUAUAUAUAAUUCGUAUUAUUUUCUCAUCCUCUUUUUUAUUCUUUACUUUCUCUCAUUUAUCGAAAUUUUUCUUCGUAACGUAACACUCGUCACACGUUUUUUUUUGCGCUUAAUGCGACAAUGAACGAUGUAAAGGAGGUUUGAAGUUUUCGCGGGCUUAACAAUAGUACGAUCUCGAUCUCGAUCUUGACUUCGACAAUCGAAUUGACUGACAAUCGAGUCGCAUUCGUCUGAAAUCCAGUUCGUGUUCUCUCUUGUUUGUGUUCCGUGACCGACGUUUUCGAAUUAGUUCGCUUAUGUCUCUGUGAUAAAGGAUUUUCAUUUUAUCUGAUAAAAAUGGCGUAUCGUGCAUUGCUACGUAGAUACACCAAGGAAUUAAGUGUCAAUGGGAAUGAACGCUUUAUAAAAUUAUUCUCUACGGGUUCUAUAAAAUUAGAAAAAGAAGGAAGAAUAAAAGAAGAGGAUAAGUUGAAGUUACACCCAGAAAAUGAUGUAUUUGCACCUAGCGAGAGACCUGCUGAAGUAACUAUCACGGUGCCAGUUGUAGAAGAUAUUGGUGCAGUAUCUGGAGUACCAGAUGAACAUAUUAAAACUCGUAUGGUUCGCAUUUAUCAACCUCCUAAAAAUUCUAUGCAAUCCGGUACCAAUAACAUUCAUUACUGGCAAAUCGAUUUCGACACGCGUGAACGUUGGGAAAAUCCAUUGAUAGGAUGGACUUCGACGGGAGAUCCAUUGUCAAAUAUGAAAGUUGAUUUUACGAGUAAAGAGGCAGCUAUCUUGCAUUGCGAAAGAAUGGGUUGGAAAUAUUAUGUUCAAAAGCCAAAUCGGGUUGAUCCAAAGCCUCGUUCUUAUGGAUCUAACUUUGCGUGGAAUAAGCGUACCCGGGUUUCUACUAAGUGAUGCAAAGUGAUAAAUAAUAGAGGUACUAUCGUUAGUCAUUGAAGUAUGUAAAUAAUAAUAAUAAUAAUAAUAUAAUUGUAUGUAUAAAGAUACUAUAAAUCGGUUGAAUAAACUGAUAAAAAGUA